CUUGAACGGUAAGAUGAGACCUAUACACUCAGUCAUCUGUUAGGACGUGACAUGGAAGAGAGGAAGGGAAGAUCGAAAUGCCCCCUGUUGGCAACUACAAAGAGACAUGUUUUUGCAACAGAGUCUGGCAGCCGUGCCAAAGUGACGGCCACCACCCUCUCCCAAGUCAAAACCCUGAACUCCUGCAGCAUUCCCCCUGUGGGAUCGUUCCUGUUUAUGGGGACUCCCACAAAUACUGCUUGGCACCAAGAUUGGGACUUUGCAUUCGGAGAGAGGGGCCUGUGGUUUUCCAUGGUGUGGCUGGAUACGUGUCCGUGGGGCUGUGGGUCCAGGAGCAGCCAGGACCAGAAGCGGGAUGGGCAGAGCCCUGGGAGGUGGGAGCUCGUUCUUGGGAGUUGCACGAGGCACAAAAAUUCCAGAGCAUGUCUCCGCCUCAGCCCCUUCAGGAUAUCCUGUCAUUCAACCAAGACAUAUAUAGAGUCGAGAGUGGCCAAUUUCACCACGACCCCUGAAUUGGCCAUUUUUCCUGUCUCGAGGCAGUUCUCACAUAUCAUCUGCUUCAAUCCAGGAAAAAGAGGGGGAAGGAUUUGAAAGCAAACACUGAAAUGAAAGAGAAUUCGCUAGGAGUUCAUCAGACUAGGUUAGAAUAGCUGAAUAGUUCCGACAGGUGCCUGGAGCCAGAAGGAGCAAAUAUUUUCUCACUAUGCUACAAAAGUUCAUGCUUUUUCUUCUUGGAUUGGUGGUACAAAAUUUCUGCUCCCCGCCUGAAACUACAGAGCAGGCAAAAAGGUGUGAUAAGACAUCUCUGCUUACAAUUAGGACUGAGUGCCGAUCCUGCUUGCUCAACUUAGAAAUUAAUUGCCCAGAUGGUUACACAAAGGUUACCAAUGGCUCCGUAGGGGUUCGAGAUUGCAGGUACACCUUUGAAAUCAGGAAGUAUUCGCUGUCUCUCCCUGGAUGCCGCCAUAUCUGUAGGAAGGACUAUGUCCAACCUCAGUGCUGUCCAGGCCAUUGGGGCCCAGACUGCAUGGAGUGCCCAGGAGGCGCCCAGUCCCCCUGCAACGGCAGGGGCAGUUGUGCAGAAGGCAUGAAAGGAAACGGAAGCUGCUCCUGCCAGGACGGGUUUGGGGGAGCGGCCUGUGAAACCUGCACGGAUGACAAUGUAUUUGGACCCAGCUGCUCAGCAGUGUGCAGCUGUGUGCACGGCGUAUGCAAUGGUGGGGUGGACGGUGACGGAAGCUGCGAGUGCUACUCCGGGUACACUGGCCCCAGCUGCGACAAGGCCAUCCCUGAAUGUGCAGACUUGCUCUGCCCAGAAAAUUCCAGAUGCUCACCUUCCAGCCAAGAUGAAACAAAACUAGUAUGCAAAUGCCUUCCCAAUUACCAAGGCGAUGGCCAAUACUGUGAACCCAUCAAUCCAUGUUUAAAAGAAAUAUGCCAUCCUCACGCUCUUUGCACGUACGAGGGACCGAAUCGGCACACUUGCACAUGCCAAGAAGGCUACCACGGGGAUGGCCGAGUGUGCUUACCAGUGGACCCCUGCCAGACGAACUAUGGAAACUGCUCUGCAAAGUCUACAGUGUGCAUAUAUGACGGUCCUGGACAGUCUCACUGUGAGUGUAAGAAACAUUACCGCGAUUACGUGCCCGGAGUGGGGUGCAGUGUGAUCGAUGUCUGUAAACUCAAUAACCCCUGUCACAGGAAUGCUAACUGCACUACCAUUGCACCAGGCCAAACCAAAUGCACUUGCCGGAAAGGUUACAUGGGUGACGGCUCGACGUGUUAUGGAAACAUCAUGGAGCGACUCAGAGAAUUAAACACUGAACCCAGAGGAAAAUGGCAAGGAAGGCUGACCUCUUUCAUCUCGCUCCUGGACAAAGCCUAUGCCUGGCCAUUAAGUAACCUGGGACCAUUCACUGUGCUGUUGCCCACAGACAAGGGACUAAGAGGAUUCAGUGUAAAAGAGCUCUUGAUGGAUAAAGAGUCUGCUCAGUACUUUGUGAAACUCCAUGUAAUUGCUGGGCAGAUGAACACUGAGAGUAUGAAUAACACAGACACCUUCUAUACCUUGACUGGAAAGUCGGGAGAAAUCUUCAAUGACGAUAAGGACAAUCAAAUAAAGCUUAAACUCUAUGGAGGCAAAAAGAAGGCAAAAAUUAUACAAGGGAACAUAGUUGCUUCCAAUGGGCUCCUGCACAUCCUCGACAGAGCCAUGGAUAAGAUGGCACCCACGUUUGAGAGCAACACUGAGAAAACCAUAAUGACAAUGUUACAACCAAGAUACAGCAAGUUCAGAUCUUUGCUAGAGGAAACCAAUGUGGGACAUGCUUUAGAUGAAGACGGGGCUGGUGGACCAUACACCAUUUUUGUUCCAAGCAAUGAAGCAUUAGUUAAUAUGAAGGAUGGCACUCUUGAUUACCUCCUUUCUCCAGAGGGAUCUCGGAAGCUUCUGGAACUCGUCAGAUACCACAUUGUCCCAUUUACUCAGCUUGAAGUGGCCACUCUCAUUUCGACCCCACACAUUAGGAGCAUGGCCAACCAGAUCAUACAGUUCAACACAACCAACAACGGACAGAUUCUGGCAAAUGGUGUAGCAAUGGAAGACACUGAAGUCACUGCCAAAAAUGGUCGAAUCUACACCCUGACUGGAGUUCUUGUUCCUCCCUCCAUUGUGCCCAUUCUGCCUCACCGAUGUGAUGAAACCAAGAGAGAGAUGAAAUUGGGCACCUGUGUGAGCUGUUCCCUGGUGUAUUGGAGCAAAUGUCCUGCUAAUUCUGAGCGCACAACGCUCUUCACACACAGAUGUGUCUACACUGGCAGAAUAAGGAGCCUGAAGAGCGGCUGUGCCAGAUACUGUAAUGCCACUGUGAAGAUACCAAAGUGCUGCAAAGGCUUCUACGGGCCGGACUGCAACCAGUGUCCAGGAGGCUUCUCGAAUCCGUGCUCUGGGAACGGCCAGUGCGCAGAUGGCCUCGAUGGCAACGGGACGUGCAUUUGCCAGGACGGCUUCCAAGGCUCCCAGUGCCAGUUCUGCUCCGACCCCAAUAAAUAUGGACCCCGGUGUGACAAAAAAUGUCUGUGCAUUUACGGAACAUGCAAUAACAGGAUCGACAGUGACGGGGCCUGCCUGGCCGGCACGUGCAGAGAAGGCUCCACAGGGACGUUCUGCCACAAGCAGACCUCCACCUGCGGGCCCUACGUACAGUCCUGUCAUAUCCACGCCACCUGUGAAUACAGCAAUGGGACGGCAAGCUGUGUUUGCAAAGCAGGAUACGAAGGGGACGGAAGCCUCUGUUCAGAGACGGACCCUUGCGCAGGAUUCACCCCGGGGGGCUGCAGCCACAAUGCAGAAUGCAUCAAAACCGGCCCGGGGACCCACACAUGCGUGUGCCAGGAGGGAUGGACCGGGGAUGGCAGAGACUGCUCGGAGAUCAACAACUGCCUGUUGCCCGGCACCGGUGGCUGCCACAUCAAUGCAACCUGUUUGUAUGUGGGCCCCGGGCAGAAUGAGUGUGAAUGCAAGGAAGGAUUUCGAGGCAAUGGGAUUGAUUGCGAAGAAAUCACUUCGUGCUUGGAACAAACCGGGAAAUGUCAUCCACUGGCAACCUGUCAGUUUACUUCUUCUGGCGUCUGGAGCUGUGUUUGCCAAGAGGGCUAUGACGGAGAUGGCCUUCUGUGCUAUGGAAAUGCAGCCGUGGAGUUGUCAUUUCUCUCUGCGGCAGCUAUAUUUAAUCAGUGGAUAAAUAAUGCUUCUCUACAAGCCAUGCUGUCAGCCGCCUCAAACCUCACUGUCCUCGUGCCCUCCCCGCAAGCUAUUGAGAACAUGGACCAAGAUGAAAAAGCCUUUUGGUUGUCCAAGAGCAAUAUUCCAGCCCUAAUAAAGUAGGUAUUAUGUAUUUAAUU
Messenger RNA from Panthera uncia (snow leopard), 3903 nucleotides. RefSeq names its product stabilin 2 (gene STAB2). The transcript is spliced from 29 exons. The record is from RefSeq and is a predicted model, not a curated record. Bases 704 to 3886 code for a protein of 1060 amino acids. Gene Ontology annotation, molecular function: calcium ion binding. NCBI's taxonomy places the organism in Eukaryota, Metazoa, Chordata, Mammalia, Carnivora, Felidae.